Akanthomyces muscarius is the source of this 1857-nucleotide messenger RNA. RefSeq lists its product as uncharacterized. Lineage: Eukaryota; Fungi; Ascomycota; Sordariomycetes; Hypocreales; Cordycipitaceae. The coding region runs from base 1 to 1857 and encodes 618 amino acids. The record is from RefSeq and is a predicted model, not a curated record. Gene Ontology annotation, cellular component: MUB1-RAD6-UBR2 ubiquitin ligase complex. The transcript has a single exon. Gene Ontology annotation, biological process: ubiquitin-dependent protein catabolic process; establishment or maintenance of cell polarity.
AUGAGAGAAGUCAACUUCAGUAUCCCGAACGUCAACAAGGCGUCAGUGGGCAUCACCACUGCGUUGUAUGACCGCCGGGCGCUCGACUGCACCUCUACCCUUCCACUGAUCAACUCGCUCAAUCAUCUUGCAUACCUCACGACAUCAUCCGCGCGCAUUCGAGACAUACUGACCGUUGAUGGAGGCAUCGAACGGCUCGUCUGCAUCCUAAAACAGGGCAGGAGCAAAGAUAUGAUGGGCAUGUGGAAAUGGAACCUAGCAUUUCAAUGUGUUGUCAACAUUGGUGUGCGCGGAACGGAGAAUGUUCGCACGCGUGUCGUCGAGGCCGACAUGGUUCCUGUCAUCGCUACCAUUCUCGAUAAUUAUAUCAAGGUGAUCGAUCGAUGCCGCGAGAAGGCAGACGAAGCGAAACAGAAGCAGAUACACGAGCACCAUCACCGACACAGAAGCCACGACCAUCGCGUAUCGUCCAGGGCUUCCGGCCUCUUUGCGAAUAGAUCAUCACGCAAUGAAAAUGAACACAGGACAAUACGGAGACAAGGACUGCCUCCAUCGAUUGAUGUCACAGCCAGCUACGCGGGACCAUCUACUGCUGCCCCGCGUCAGGCAUCAGAAGCAGCUCCUACAUCUUCCCCGACAAGAUCAGUGACUUCGGAUCGGUUAGCAGUUACACCAACCCGCCAUCGCCACAGCUUUCGAGGUACUGAGGGCCAAGCUAUCACAACCCGACAGGCCGUCCAACACAUGGCGCCAGCUAUUCCUAUGAUGGAAGCUAUUGAUGGCCUGGUGCGUCCUGUGAGAGACGCUGAUCGUUUAGCAUCUAUGGCGCUCCUAGGACAAUCCGAACUUGUGUCCCAGCCAACCUCACCGACAACGCCGCUCCCCCCUCCUCAACUACGCUCUCCGACUGUGCUACCGACUGCGAACAUUGAUGAAACCAACCCGCAGCGCCGGAGACCAUCAAUUCGUCACCAAAACUCUACCGCUGAAGUCGACGAUAUAAAUAACGACAGCAUGCCAUCCGAUGAAUCGCCAGAUGCUGAGAUGACUGGAACUGGAGAUAUGCGGUCUGCUGUUGGAAUACAGGAUAUCACCAUGGAUGAUGGCGAAGGCAUGCUGGCCACGGAGUCACUUGAACUGACUGGUGCAACUGUCUCCGAGACGCAGGACACUGGUGCCUUUAACAUCACUCAUCGCUCUCCCAUUGAUGGCAUUAUUGGGAGUGAGGUAGCUCCUGCUCCUGUCCCACCUAUCGGGCUGUCACCAAACCGCCCCUCUCUGGUUUCACCUCCUCAGCCAAAUGCGCCAACGUCAUCGGUGCCAAGAUAUUUGCUAGAUCGCCAUUUCGUGCCAAAUCCGCAAAUGCUGGCCGUUAUGCCGAGGGAGGAAGAUGUUCUCAUGUCACUGCAACUCCUUGCCUAUGUUUCAAAAUACUGCGGACUCCGCUCAUAUUUCCAAAACAGCCACCUAGUUCCUAGGCUGGCUAUUGGCAAGGACCUUGCGGCACUCGAUGGCGAAAGUGAGGGUGAAGAAAUUGACGAUUCUGUGGCUGUCGACGAAGAAUACCUGCUGCCAAAUGACUUCAAUCUCUUCCCAUUGGUUGAGAAGUUCACUGUUAGAUAUCACAGUACUGACAUGCAAUAUUGGGCUGGCGUGGUCAUGCGCAAUUUAUGCCGCAAAGACGAUACGCGGGGAGGCAUUCGACAGUGCGCAUACUAUCAGUGUGGAACCUGGGAAGAAUUCCCGAGACAAUUUGCGAAAUGCCGCCGAUGCCGUCGGACGAAAUAUUGCAGCAAGGAAUGCCAAAAGAGCGCCUGGGCUUUCCACCGCCACUGGUGUGUCGCAGCUUCCCAAUAA